Molecule: messenger RNA, 1692 nt
Organism: Nymphaea colorata (pocket water lily)
Lineage: Eukaryota; Viridiplantae; Streptophyta; Magnoliopsida; Nymphaeales; Nymphaeaceae
Exons: 2
Coding region: 1-1692 (563 amino acids)
Source: RefSeq, a predicted model, not a curated record
AUGCCCACUUGGAAGUUAGAAUGCCCUAUGUUCAAUGGCAAGAAUACUAGGGAUUGGCUCUACGAAGUAGAGAGGUAUUUUCAGUGUUUGGGAGUACCCCCAGAGCAUCAGCUUACUUAUGCCAUGCUUCUUUUGGAAGGACCUGCCCUCCAAUGGUAUCGUUAUAUUACCCACAAAAAUCCCAACAUCACAUGGGCAGAUUUUCGGGCUGCUAUGAUGCGUAGAUUUGAAGAUUCUUGGUUUGCAGACUUCAAUGUUCAGCUCAAAUCAUUAACGCAAACAGGUUCAGUGAUAGACUAUCAGGACCAGUUCGAGAGCCUCGCGUGUUUAGUGACUGGAUGGGACGAUGAAGCCCUAGUUGGGGCGUUCAUUGGCAGGCUUCAACCCGAAAUUCAGCUGUCAGUCUUAGGCCAACCAUCCCGAGAGCUCCAAGAGUGUAUGCAUGUUGCUAGACAUAAAGAGGAUAAAAUGAGAAGAAAACAAGAGAUAAGGAAAUCCUACAAGGAUGUUCAGAGGGAAAAGAAGCAUUAUGGGAAACCACCAUCACCUCGGGCUAUCAAGCUUGCCGCAGAGAAAUGGGAGCCCAGACACAUUUGUAGAACUUUCCAGCUGGUUGUGGUACUUGAGGAGGCCGGUGAGGGAAGUACCACGGAGACCCCCAGUGGAGAAGUUGAGGAGGAAGCUGCCCAAGAGCAGCCAGGGUCACCUAGUGGUGAGUGCCACACCGUUACCAACCCUAGCCGCCCCCGAUCUAUGCGUAUGGUUGGAGCCAUUCAGUCUAAAGGAGUGAUUGUCCUUCUGGAUUCAGGGGCCUCCCAUGACUAUAUAAGGACGGAGGUUGCUCAGAAAGUGGGUUGUACUUUGUCACCGCACAGAUCCCUCACCGUUGUUGUUGGAAAUGGUGCCCGUCUCACUUGCCAGCAUGUUUGCAGGGCAGUGAAUUUGAUGAUGCAAGGAGAUCUUUUUAUCGUAGACUUAUUGGUCUUACCCAUUGAGGGAGCCGAUGUUGUUCUAGGGAUUCAGUGGCUGGAAACCCUUGGGGAUAUUGUGUGGAACUUCGCCAGGAUGCGAAUGAGAUUCCAGAAGGGAGAGGGAGGUAUGAAUGUUACACUUCGGGGCAUUAAACCUAAUGUUUCACCCAAAGUAGCACUUAAGAUUAUUGCUGCCCAACACCUCGCUUGUUGGGUUAUCUCAGUGGCUACAGAUGUACCUCCUGCGGCCGAAAAUGACGAUGAACAAGUGCCGCUAGAAAUUCAGCAUCUCCUGAGACAAUUUGAGGACGUUUUUGUUGAGCCAAAGGGGCUCCCUCCCCCUCGAUCCUAUGAUCAUCAAAUUAAUUUGACCCAUGGUACUGAGCCUAUCAAUGUCAGACCUUACCGCUACGGGUAUGUGCAGAAGUCAGAGAUCGAGAGGCUAGUGAAAGAAAUGUUAGAAGGGGGCAUUAUCAGGCCCAGUAGCAGCCCCUAUUCCUCGCCCGUGCUCCUAGUGAAGAAAAAUGACGAAACUUGGAGGUUCUGUAUUGAUUAUAGAGCUUUGAAUGAGGCUACAGUGAAAGACAGGCAUCCGAUUCCAGUGAUCGACGAGUUUUUAGAUGAAUUGGCCGGUGCCACCGUCUUCUCUAAGUUAGAUUUGCGAGCAGGGUAUCAUCAGAUACGAAUGAGUGCUAAUGACGUCCACAAGACAGCUUUUUGA